GGGCGCUCUAACGGCUAGGAGAUUUCAUUUUGUAAUUUGAAAUCUUGAACUGAAAAGUUCCCCAAAAGCUUUUUCUUUCAUACCCAAACAGAAGCAAACCCCCUCUUCUCUUCUUUGCUUCAUCGUAUUUUGCUUUCUAGGGUUUCAAUUUCGGAAACCCUCGCUCAUCGAAGCUUCUUCGAUUCCUUUCAGAAAUUGUAAGGCUUUUCAAGUACAGUACAGCACCGGAACCCGCCAAUGGAUCUUCCAAAAGAAGUCGACGAGUACAUCAAAGGGUCGAUUGAUUACACCGUAGGCCUUCCUGUCUCAUCUAAGACGCUUGAGUUGAAGCUUCGAUCAAUUGAAGAAGCGCAAACCCAACUUCGUGAUCGCUAUUUGCUACUACUGUCCCGAUUGAAGGAAAAAGAUCAAACCAUCGAACGCGUUAGGGCUGAAUCAAAUAUGAAUGCUAUAGCUUUGAAGAAGUUCAUCGAGGAAAAUCAGAAAUUGGCAUCUGAGUGCAAUAGUCUCUUGAGCCAGUGUAACAAAUGGGAACGAGAGUGUUCGUUAUAUGAUCGUGACAGGGAAGCACUGAUGGACUUUGGGAAUGAGGCUGAUCAACGUGCCAAGGACGCCGAGGUUCGCUGUCAAGAGUUGGAGGAGGAAAUGAAAGGAUUAUCAAAGGAACUGCUGUUCUAUAAGUCUCAACAUGAGAAGCGUGUGGCUGAUUCAUCUCUAGGCGCAACUACUCAAGACACCUUACUUGAGUCUGUUUUAGGGACAUUGAUUAAUGAGGAAAAUGUUGCGUUGGGGCGGUCAUUUCUAGAAGCUAACAGCAAUCACGAAUCAUGUCAAAAGUUGCUAGAAAUGUGGAAUUCUUUAAAGCCAUCAACUCAAAAAGUCCUGUCAAUGGCUUCCAAGUUAAAGGUACUAGAGAAUGAUAAGGAGCAUCUGAGAAUCAACCUUUGUAAAGCUGAAGAAGAGGUCAAGGUUCUCUUUGAAGAUAACAAUUUGCUAGAAGAGGAAAACAAGAAAUUGCUGUCACUAUGCUGUAAAGAAAGAAUCCACAAUGAUUCUAGUGGAAAGAAUGGAAGCAAUGUAUCAGCUAAGUCAAACAAGCGGAAGUCGUCUAGUUCAAGGAUUAGUAGCCCAAUUGAAAAGAAGCUUGAUUUUACUGAGGUAGAUACAACAAGAAAGCCCCUAUCACCAUUGCAAUGUAAUUCACCUAAAUCUAGAAUGUUUAAGAAGUGAAAGAUUGACUGUUAUGGUGUGAUUCUAUUAGAACAACUGUAGUUGGUAGGUUUUUAAGGAAAUGUACCAUUUCGAAGAGAAAUCAGAAGUUUUUUCUUUCUUUGGUAUAUGAUGCAACAAAUUUCUACAAUUAAUAUCCAUUUGUAAUUUUUUUUUUCCUUUCUCUUGUCACCGAGACAGCAACACAGCUCGGAUAAUAUGUGAAAUAGCCAGGGUGAUAAUAUGAAGUACAGCCCUUGUAGGUGAUUCGAAAAUGGCAAAUUUCAAGCAGUUUCUUA
Molecule: messenger RNA, 1508 nt
Organism: Cannabis sativa
Lineage: Eukaryota; Viridiplantae; Streptophyta; Magnoliopsida; Rosales; Cannabaceae
Exons: 6
Coding region: 238-1230 (330 amino acids)
Source: RefSeq, a predicted model, not a curated record